AGCUUCAGCUUGUAGUAGGUAACUGCACUGAGUGACUUGCGACAAGGCGUAGCUCAUGGAAAUCGCCCUAUCGAAUUAGAGAAUCUCUCCGACUUUACCAUUUCUCCCCAACUUUGCCAUUCGUGUUUGAUACUCCCACGUUACUCCCACGCUGCCGACCUUCCAAAUUAGCCUCCCUUAACAACAUCCUGAAUAUCAGCAUACACAACUGAACCCGAAGUAUCGACGGCAACAGCCCGGUCACGCUAUGGCCGACUUCAAGCUGUCCGCGCAGCUUGUCGGUCAUGAUGCUGAUGUUCGACAUGUCUGCUUUCCCUCUCCCGAACUUAUUCUCUCCGCCGCUAGGGACUGUACCGUUCGUGCGUGGAAACGCACCGGUACGUCGCCUCCAACGUUCGAAUCCACCAUAGCCACCCAAGGAUCCGAGUUCUACAAUAGCCUAACCUAUUUACCCCCCUCGUCCGACCACCCCGACGGCUUAGUCGUGUCUGCCGGCACCGAUACUAUUAUUGAUGUUAGAAGGGCCACCUCGACGGCCUCGGAUAACGCCGAACGUCUCCUUAUCGGCCACGCCCGGAACGUUUGUGCCCUGGCCGUUGUUCCCGGUGGUCGGUAUAUCGUGUCGGGCAGCUGGGAUAAGACUGCGAGAAUAUGGAGUGUGGAUAAAUGGGAGACGGAAGCUAUCCUGGCUGGACACGAGGAGGCGGUGUGGGAUGUCCUUCCCCUAGACGACACUAUCGUCGUGACGGCUUCUGCUGACAAGAACAUUCGCAUCUACGACCUCAGGACUGUUGUAGCCGGCCAGGUCGAGCCUCGAUCCACCAUCUACACCUCUGACGUCAUCCGAGCUCUAUGUCGGGUUCCCAGCGGGCAUCCGAGCGGCGCCGAUUUUGCUAGUGCCAGCAACGAUGGGGUCAUCCGCCUAUGGAAGCUGAGUGGCCAGAAGGUUGGAGAGCUCCAUGGCCAUGAAAGCUUCAUAUAUGCCCUCGACACGCUGCCCUCUGGCGAGCUAGUCAGUUCGGGAGAAGAUCGAACGGUCCGCGUAUGGAGGGGUACCGAGUGUGUCCAGACCAUUACUCAUCCUGCCAUCUCGGUCUGGACUGUGUCUGUGUGUUCGGUAGAUGGAGACAUCGUGACGGGUGCCAGCGACGGUGUCAUCCGCGUGUUUUCCCGUGAUCCAGAGCGCCUAGCCAGCCCCGAUACUCUAGCGCACUUUGACGAAUCCGUCAAGAGUUCGUCGAUACCACAGCAGCAAGUGGGUGGGGUAAACAAGGAGAAGCUUCCAGGCCCCGAAUUUCUAAAGAACAAAUCGGGGACCAAGGAGGGACAAGUGCAGAUGAUAAGAGAGGAAAACGGUUCCGUGACGGCUCACCAAUGGUCGAUGAGCCAACAGCAGUGGGUCAACGUCGGUACCGUGGUCGACGCAGUGGGCAGCAGUGGGCGCAAGGUUGAGUAUAACGGCCAGUCUUAUGACUACGUCUUCGACGUCGCCAUCGAAGAGGGUCAACCUUCCCUGAAACUACCAUACAAUCUAUCCGAGAAUCCCUACACCCGAGCCCAGAAAUUUAUUGACGACAAUGAGCUUCCGCAAAACUUCUUAGACCAGGUCGCCCAGUUCAUCAUCACAAACACGGAAGGGGCUACAAUCGGACAAGACUCUGGGGGUUCAGGGGGGGCCGAUCCAUACGGGACGGAGUCGCGAUAUCGGCCAGGUGAUGACCCUAGCUCUUCUAAAGCCCGGUCUCUGCCGCAGCGCGAGUAUCUCGAUAUCACGGCUGCGAAAUACGAACCUAUAUUUAAGAAGAUUCUCAGUGUCAACUCUUCUCUCGAAGCCGCGGGGCGCAAAGACCAUUCCCUAAAUCCACCGGCGCAGGAAGUAUUACUUGGGUUAAGGCAGAGGCUAGAAGCGAACCAGCCGGUAGUGGAUAGCGCCUCCAUCAGCUUAGUCGUCAUGAUGUGUACGCAAUGGGACUACUCGGAUAGGCUAGCCCCUCUCGACCUUUUCAGAUGCGUCGCAACGUCGCCCGCUGUAGCCAAGUUCAGAUCGGCCAACCUCGGCAGUCCGGUACAGAUAGCCAUCUCCGCCGCGCUCGAGGGCAUCCCGCCUGGCGCACAACCUAACGAAAACUGUGCUAUGAUGGCGGCCCGAACGAUUGCCAAUCUUUUCAGAUCUACCGAAGGUCGAAGAUUACUCGCACAGCAUUCGGAAAGCCUCCAAAUUGCAUCAUUCGUCGACCGGGUAUUAGGUAUCGGUGGCCAACCUGCGAUCGGCCCGUACAACCGUAACCUAUUGAUCGCCUUGACGACGACCAUUGUGAAUCUCGCCGUUCUCGCAUCGAGAGAGCCAGGAAGCGUCCCGGCCAACGUUCAGGUCCGCCUGUUAACUGCGCUUGCUCGGAUCCUCCAAACGCAGACGGAAGGAGAAGUUAUAUUCCGAGCGUUGGUGGCUGCAGGUACCCUUAUUACCGUGAUUGGUAAGACUGCUCCUGAAGCGAAGAGCUUGUCAUCGCCCAUAGCGUCGAGUAAAGAACGCAUCUCCGAACCACGUGUGAAAGAGCUAGCCGAUGAGUGCCUAUCACUUCUUAGAUAGCCGCAAUCGAAGGUAAUAGCAUUAACUCAAGCAGAGCGUCCCCCUUCCGAAUAACCAUCCUCGCCAAGCCUUUUUAAUCUUUCAACUGGUUGUUGACAUUGAUGCCAAUCCUCUUCUGCAUCAUCAGGAGCCGGUGUUGAGCAUCUCGCAGUAAUAAUCCCUUGAGGAAUUGGUAUGGUUUUACUGCUUUCGGCGCCAUCAGAAUUACUCGAAUAGACAGACUCAUACCAUGUGAAAUUUUAAGAGGAACUAGCUGCAGUAAUAUAGACGGCCUCGAAAUUUCGUCUAAGUCACAGGAUUAUGAUAGUUCGUUCAAUUGCAUGAGUUCUCACCACGUAUAUAAGGUGUGUUUUAUAAGACUAUCCUACCCUAUAUGAACAUUGGUCCACCCGUAUCGACCACACCCGAC
Molecule: messenger RNA, 2999 nt
Organism: Daldinia loculata
Lineage: Eukaryota; Fungi; Ascomycota; Sordariomycetes; Xylariales; Hypoxylaceae
Product: PFU-domain-containing protein
Exons: 3
Coding region: 248-2590 (780 amino acids)
Biological process (GO): proteasome-mediated ubiquitin-dependent protein catabolic process; ubiquitin recycling
Cellular component (GO): cytoplasm; nucleus
Molecular function (GO): ubiquitin binding
Source: RefSeq, a predicted model, not a curated record